Ictalurus punctatus (channel catfish) is the source of this 3989-nucleotide messenger RNA. It is a transcript of the gene parp1, whose product is annotated as poly (ADP-ribose) polymerase 1. The transcript is spliced from 23 exons. Gene Ontology annotation, cellular component: nucleus. The record is from RefSeq and is a predicted model, not a curated record. The coding region runs from base 130 to 3186 and encodes 1018 amino acids. NCBI's taxonomy places the organism in Eukaryota, Metazoa, Chordata, Actinopteri, Siluriformes, Ictaluridae. Gene Ontology annotation, molecular function: DNA binding; NAD binding; zinc ion binding.
AUUAGUCUGGUCUGGUAUUCUGCCGCCAGUGCACGCGGGGUUGUGACUCGUUUGUGAUUGUUUGCCUGCGCAGUUUAAUAUCAGUAUCCCGUUGAAUAGCAGUCUCUUUUCUGUUUAUUGUUCGGGAAAAUGGCGGAUGCACAGGACGACAAGCUUUACAAAGCCGAGUAUGCGAAAAGUGGACGCGCUUCGUGUAAGAAAUGUAAAGAAAACAUUGCGAAGGACUCGCUGAGGAUGGCCAUCAUGGUGCAGUCGCCCAUGUUUGAUGGGAAAGUGCCGCACUGGCAUCACUUCUCCUGCUUCUGGCUCCGCGCGGCCGCGCAGUCCACGUCCGACAUCUCGGGCUUCACCGAUCUCCGCUGGGAGGACCAGGAGAAAGUGAAGAAAGCCAUCGAAAGCGGAGGGUCUGUCGGAGGUAAAGCUGAGCGUAAAGGAGCAGGUAAAGGGGAGAAGUCUCUGAAUGACUUCGCAGUGGAGUACGCGAAAUCCAACCGGAGCACCUGCAAAGGCUGUGACCAGAAAAUAGAAAAGGACCAGAUCCGCGUUUCGAAGAAAUCGGUGGACCCGGAGAAGCCUCAGCUGGGUCUGAUCGACCGCUGGUACCACACGGGCUGCUUCGUGAGCCGGCGCGAGGAGCUGGCGUUCAAACCCGAGUACAGCGCGGCUCAGCUCAAAGGCUUCGCCGCUCUGCGUGCCGAGGACCAGGACGAGCUGAAGAAGAGACUCCCUACUGUCAAGACUGAGGGGAAGAAGAAAGCCGACUCUGUUGAUGGAGCUUCUAAGAAGCAGGAAGAGGAGAAAAAACAACUGGAGAUCAGGCUGAAGGAGCAGAGCCAGUUGAUUUGGGGAAUUAAAGACAAGCUGAAGAAAUACUGUUCGGCCAAUGACAUGAAAGAGCUUCUGAUCGCUAACGGCCAGGACGUUCCCUCAGGAGAAUCUAACAUCCUCGACCGCCUGUCGGACUGCAUGGCUUUCGGAUCGUUGAAGCCCUGCGAGACGUGUCAGGGUCAGCUCGUGUUCAAGAGCGACGCCUACUACUGCACAGGAGACAUCUCUGCCUGGACGAAGUGCGUGUUCAAGACGCAGACCCCCAGCCGGAAAGACUGGGUCACUCCCAAGGAGUUUCAUGAAAUUCCCUUCCUGAAGAAGUUUAAGUUUAAGCGUCAGGACCGCGUUUUCCCCAAAGAGCCUCCCGCUGCUCCUGCCGCUGCUCCUGCGUCGUCCGCGGCCGCUUCGGCUUCUGCCUCCGCUGCUUCCAGCACCUCCGGCUCCGGUUUUCCCACCGAGCUCCCUACAGAAGUGCCCACAGAUAAGCCUCUGACCGGGCUGAAGGUGCUGGCUGUGGGGAAGCUGAGUAAGAACAAGGACGAGCUGAAGGCUGCAGUGGAGGAGCUGGGAGGAAAAAUCACCAGCACUGUUAAUAAAGCAACGUUCUGCCUCAGCUCCAGGAAGGAAGUCGAAAAGAUGAGUAAGAAGAUGGAGGAGGUGAGGGACGCCGGCGUGCGUGUCGUCGCCGAAGAUUUCCUCACCGAUAUCAAGUCCUCGGGGAAGGCACUACGAGAGCUCAUCUCCCUGCACGGCAUCUCACCCUGGGGCGCCGAGGUCAAACUCGAGGCCCAGGCUUCGUCGGUGGCCGCGAAGUCCAGCAGAGCCUCCAAGAGCUCCGGGAGAAGCAAAGAGGACGAGGGUGGCAGUAAGGCGAAGAAGAUGAAGCUUACGGUUAAAGGUGGAGCAGCAGUUGAUCCGGACUCAGGUCUGGAGGACUGCGCUCACGUGCUGGAUCAGAACGGGAAGAUCUACAGCGCUACACUGGGGCUGGUGGACAUCGUCCGCGGAACAAACUCCUACUACAAACUCCAGCUUCUGGAGGACGACGUACAGAAACGGUACUGGGUGUUCAGGUCCUGGGGUCGAGUAGGAACCAAGAUCGGAGGAAACAAACUGGAGAAGUUUUAUGACAAGAACUCGGCCAUGGAUAACUUCCGCAGCAUGUACGAGGAAAAAACCGGCAACUGCUGGACCUCGAGCAGCUUCACCAAAUAUCCCAACAAGUUUUACCCUCUCGAGAUUGAUUAUGGGCAGGAUGAGGAAGCAGUGAAGAAGCUGACAGCCAGCAGCGGCACCAAGUCUCAACUCGCCAAACCGGUACAAGAGCUCAUCCGCAUGAUCUUCGACGUGGAGAGCAUGAAGAAGGCCAUGGUGGAGUUUGAGAUCGACCUGCAGAAGAUGCCUCUGGGGAAACUGAGUAAGAGACAGAUACAGAGUGCAUACUCUCUCCUGACUGAGGUCCAGCAGGCUGUAUCCGAUAACGCCUCCGAGGCUCUGAUUCUGGACCUGUCCAAUCGUUUCUACACUCUGAUACCACACGACUUCGGCAUGAAGAAGCCUCCGCUGCUGAGUAACUUGGACUACAUUCAGGCUAAAGUGCAGAUGCUGGACAACCUGCUGGACAUCGAGGUGGCGUACAGUCUCCUGCGCGGCGGAGCUGAGGACAACAAGAAAGACCCGAUUGACCUCAACUACGAGAAACUCAAAACCACGAUCGAGGUGGUGGAUAAAUCAUCAGAAGAAGCUCAGGUUAUUCAGCAGUAUGUGAAGAACACGCACGCUGCAACGCAUAACACCUACACACUCGAAGUAGAAGAGAUCUUUAAGAUCGCCAGAGAAGGUGAGUACCAGCGUUACCGCGCCUUCAAAGAUUUACACAACCGCCAGCUCCUGUGGCACGGCUCACGCACAACCAACUACGCUGGCAUCCUGUCUCAGGGUCUGCGCAUCGCCCCGCCCGAGGCUCCUGUGACCGGUUAUAUGUUUGGUAAAGGUUUAUAUUUCGCUGACAUGGUGUCUAAGAGCGCAAACUACUGCCACACGUCCCAAGCGGAUCCCGUAGGCCUCAUCCUGUUAGGAGAAGUCGCUCUCGGCAACAUGCAUGAACUUAAAAAGGCUUCACACAUCACAAAACUGCCGAAAGGGAAACACAGUGUGAAGGGUUUGGGAAGGACCGCCCCCGAACCUGGCGCUACCGUCUCUCUUAACGGAGUGGACGUGCCGCUGGGCAAAGGCGCCAACACGAACAUCGAUGACACGAGUCUGCUUUACAACGAGUAUAUUGUGUACGACGUUGCUCAGGUGAAUCUGAAAUACCUUCUGAAACUCCGCUUCAAUUAUCAGACGUCCCUCUGGUGAGAGACGCCGUACCUGCAACCCUGAUCUCCACACUACCAUCAGUUCCUGAUGAAGUCCCGAUCUCCACAGCACCGUCGGCUAACCGCAAUAUCAAUAGUUCCUGUUAUUCACAUCUGUCCAUUUCUCUGCUUUAGUGUCCAGCUUCGGAUAAAUAAUACAAGUACUCUUGCACUGUAAAUAGUCUGUUACAGUAAAUGCUCUCUGCGUGACUUGUAUUGCCAUUUCUAUUAAAGAGAUGAUCAGCUGUGGGAUUUGAUCUAAUUGAGGUAUUUUGAAGGUUUUUGUGGAGAUUUCUGCGAUCCUACCAACAGUAUUCGGUAGAACUGUCUUCCAUUAGUUUUCUAGACUUUCUUUCUUUCUUUUUUUUUUUAACCCCCUCACGUUUGGGCAAGUUAUCUUGGUCUUUUCUCAUCGCAAAGUCUGAUCCUUGUACGCGUUGUUUUCUUUAGUGAAAACAGACCCAACAUACUGUACAGUUUUAGUAAUCGAUGGGUUUUCUUGUUCAUUAGAAGGUUGAUUGCUUAAACAAAUGGAUUAAUUGAAUGUUUACUAGGAUUCCUAGUAUUAGGGCUUUUAGAAAUAGCAAAAAAAAAAACUAAAAAAAAAACUAAACCAUUUAUAUGCUUUAAAUUCUGUGUACCUCACAGAUAUAUAUUUUUUUUCUGAAUUUACUAUGUGUAAAUGGUAGUAGAAGUUGGGAGUCAGGAUGGUCACUGAUUGACUGAAAGAUGGUUAAAAGCUCCGUUUUUGUUUUUCUUUUUAUAAUUUGGAAAUGUGAAUAAAAACAGUACAUUGGCCCAUCA